Molecule: messenger RNA, 5419 nt
Organism: Scomber japonicus (chub mackerel)
Lineage: Eukaryota; Metazoa; Chordata; Actinopteri; Scombriformes; Scombridae
Gene: gpc4
Product: glypican 4
Exons: 9
Coding region: 757-2436 (559 amino acids)
Biological process (GO): regulation of protein localization to membrane; cell migration; regulation of signal transduction
Cellular component (GO): synapse; cell surface; plasma membrane
Source: RefSeq, a predicted model, not a curated record
UCCAGAGUUUUGAAGUCCCUGCUCCAUGCUCCACCCCUGGUGUUCCUGCUUUCCAGGUCUUUGUCCCCGGAACUCGCACUCACUCCUGGGUGUCCACUAGGGCUUUUUUUUUUUUUUUUUUUUUUUUUUGCAUGCAUCUGGAUCCCAGUACGACCAGCUAUACAGUCCAGUGUCCUGUCCUACAGAAACCACGGCCCUCCUCAAGUUUGGAAAGAAAGAAGGAAAGAAGAAAAAACACCUUCCCGGCAGGCAGCUCUUUAACGCCUCCUCUCCUCCCGUGGUUUCUCCUCUCGUCGAGCUUGUGAAGCAGCAGUGUGACUCUGAGAUUCUUGCCUGCAGUUUUUUUUUAAAGAAAACUUUUAAAGUGUUUUUUUUUUUCGGUUCGUGUUUUUUCUUUUUUUUUCGAUUGAGGCUGGAACUCGACAUUUUUCUUAAAUAUCCGAGCUGUUAAACGGACGAAGUUAAAGCAGUGUUUCAGGCUGUUUUUCGGUGUUUUUUCUUUUUUAAAUGUUCUUCUUCCCUCGAAGUUGUUGCUGCUGUGAAUGAAGUAUCUGUUGAGCUGAAGGAGCGUCUCCAUGAGGAAACUCAGCGUGGGAGGCUGAAACUUUGUCCGAGCUCCUAUACACACACACACACACACACACACACACAUACACACACAUACAUACGCGCACACACACCUACCUGAGCGACUAUCACUUGUUCGUACUCUUUGUGCUGGUUACUUUGUAGCUAUUUUUUUUGGACUGACACAAAAUGAAGACGCUGCUGGUGCUGUGUGUGGUUUGCACGCUGGCCGUGUUGUCUGUUUCGGGCACUGCGGAGCAAAAGUUGAAAAACUGCAACGACGUCCGCGCUGCUUAUAGCUCCAAAGGCUUCAACGUCAACGAUGUACCCAACAAAGGAAUAAACGGAGCCCCCCUCAAAGUGUGUCCGCAGGGCUUCUCCUGCUGCACCGUGGAGAUGGAGGAGAAGCUGAGCCAGCAGAGCCACACGGACAUCAAAGUGCCCGUCUCCAGGCUUAGCACCAACCUACAAUCCACCUUCAAACAGAGGCACGACCACUUUGACAAGUUUUUCCGUGAGCUCUUGAAGAACGCCGAGGCCUCGCUCCACAACAUGUUCGUGCGGACGUACGGGAUGAUGUACGUGCAGAACGCAGAGCUCUUCAAGAACUUCUUCGAGUCCCUGACGCGGUACUACGUGUCGGGCAGCGCCGCCGUCAACCUGGACUCCAUGCUGUCAGACUUCUGGGCCGAGCUCCUGGAGAGGAUGUUCCGGCUGGUCAACGUGCAGUACGAGUUCAGCGACGCCUACAUGGAGUGCGUCAGCCGGCACACGGAUCAGCUGCAGCCCUUCGGCGACGUGCCCCGCAAGCUCCGCAUUCAGCUGACACGGGCGUUCGUUGCAGCACGCACCUUCGUCCGCGGCCUGGCGCUCAUGCCAGAGGUCGUCAACAAAGUUUCAACGGUCAACGCGUCUCCCAGCUGUGUGCGUGCGGCCAUGAAGAUGUUGUACUGUCCCUACUGCUCCGGCCAAGUAGAGCUGAAGCCCUGCCAGAAUUACUGUCUGAACGUGAUGCGUGGAUGUUUUGCCAACCAGGCCGACUUGGACACAGAGUGGAACAACUUCCUCGAUGCCAUGCUCAGUUUAGCGGAGAGGCUCGAAGGUCCCUUUAAUUUCGAAUCGGUCACGGAUCCCAUCGACGUGAAGAUCUCCGAAGCCAUCAUGAACAUGCAGGAGAACAGCAUGCAAGUUUCACAGAAAGUUUUCCAGGGAUGUGGGCAGCCGAAACUGAGCUCGGCCUUCCGUUCCAAACGUGCCGUCAAGGAAACGGGCUUCACCGGCCGCUUCCGCCCUUACAGCCCCGACGCCAGACCCACCACCGCUGCAGGGACGAGCUUAGACAGACUGACAAGUGACGUGAAGAAGAAGCUGAAACACGCAAAGAAGUUCUGGUCAACGUUGCCAGAGACGGUGUGCACAGGUGAAAGGAUCGCACCUGGGGACGACUGCUGGAACGGAACGGCACAAAGCAGGUACGAGUCGGUGGUCAUAGGCAGCGGACUGGCCAAUCAGGUGUCCAACCCUGACGUGGAGGUGGACAUAACGAAGCCAGACAUUAUGAUCCGCAGCCAGAUCGCAGUUUUGAGGGAAAUGACGAGUAGGCUGAAAGCGGCACACAAUGGCCAAGACCUCUCUAUCGAAAACGGCGGGGACGAUGAGGAGAGCAGCGGAGGAGAAGAGAGCGGCAGCGGCUGUGACUCGCCAUCCUGCGACACAGACCAGGACAUGUAUUUCUCCACCCCGCCUCACCCCGUCAAGCCGCGGGUCAACCCGGUGCAGAGCUCGUCGGCCGCAGUCGCCACACAGGGAAGCAUGGCGCUGGCGCUCUGCGGGCUCGCUCUGACCCUGCUCGCCCCCCACUUGAGAUAGAACCGGCCGGGCAAGGAGAGAGGAAGAGAACGACCAGGAAUGACGGAGCGAAGGGGGAAACCUGUCAGAGAGACUUUAAAAAGACUGCCUUCAGGACCUUGGACUGUCCGCCAUUGGGGGGAAGGGGAGGGGGAGGGGGAGACUCUUCUUAAUAUUACAAUAACUUCACUUUUAAUUAUUUGUUUGUAUGUUUUUAAGGACAUCAGUGUACAGCAAUAUGAUUUUGCCACCUUUUCCGCCCCCUUUUUUUCCCCCUCCCAGGUAAACCUUUACUCCUUAUGGCUCUUUUGGAGCUACAGUAUGGUUCUGGCUGCAGCAUUACAAACAUUAUAUAAUUGUCUUACUCUGGCAAUUUAAUAUCAUAAUUCAUUUGUGUGCCUUCUUCAAUGAUUCCUAUCCAAUGACUAAAACUGAGUGCCUGUGAUGGGACAUAACUUCAUAGUUCUGAGGUUAUUCUUUUCUGUUUCAAUGAUUCUGAGAUCAACAAAUAAUAUAUAGUGAGCCAAUCAGUGCAUCAGCCAGGCGGAAAUGAUGAAGCCGGCUGCAGUAGUAUAGACUUGUUGAUCUCAGCGAAUGAACGGUGUGAGCUUUUUGUCUGUUUUGCUUUUGCCGAGAUGUUUAGAAAGUCAUCUCUCAGAAGCUACAGCGAGAAGUCACAGCACAGGUGUUUUGUGUUCGUUCCAGAGAUGGAAUCAUUUCUUUUUUUAGAAGAGCUUUCUGUGCCUCUCUGCGAGCCCAAACAUGCAUAUGAGCUAUUAUCACAACCUUAAUGUUUUUUUUUUGUUUUUUUUUAAUUGCUUCAUUAAUUUGCGAUUGAGUGGUCUCAGCUAAAACAGUUCCACAGUAAUGGUCAUACCUCACAAAUGCUCUCAUUGUCAAUGCAAAUCUAGUGAUGUUGAGUUUUGAAAGUGUCUGAUAAGAGUUGAGAGACUGCGCGGCCGGCAUCUUGAUGGUGAAAGUUAAUCGCGCCUCAGAAAAAAAAGAGAGAGAGGGACUCCCCUGGCGUUACCCCUGAAGAAGGCAAAGCUGACAAGUCCCGAAUGCCCUGUUUUUAUUUUUGUUGGGUUUUUUUGUGCUUGUUUUUGUUUGUUGUACUGUAAGCUCAGUUCAGCACAGAGGAUCUGACUCUCUACAGUCUUACGUUUUUUUGAAAAGAAAAGGGCGCGACGUGUACGUUCAGAGUGUUUUCACAUUAAACUUAGAGAAGAGGAACAAAAGACAGUGCUUUUGAUCAAAUGAAAUCAAGAAAAAAGAUUAUUUUAAUACAGGGUUUAUGUUGAAGAGGUGUUGUAAUUUUUAGCUAUUUUUUGUUUUUGGUAUGAAGAUAUAUAUUAGGUACUACAGUGGAUUUUACUGCUAGUUGUAGGCGGUUGGAAGAGGACAACGUGCACAGAUAAUGGAUGGAAUGGAGGGGGGGGGGCACUUUUCAGAAGGUGUGCACAGUUUUAAGGGGCUUUUUUUUUUUUGCCCCACACCCCCCCAGUUCCCCACAAAAUACACAUUGUACCUCUUUAAAAACAGCCUGUGUCAGUAUAAACAGACUCAUCCUGAAGCAUUUGAUCUACCUAUCCUCAUCUUCACCUUCUCAUCAUUUCAACACCAGGUUGAAAGUGUUUUCACAAAUGCUACCAAAAUGAAUGCAAUGUAUGGUGCCUGAUCUGAUCUUUUUUUUUUUUUUUUUCUUUCUGUUUUUAACCUCGGUACAUUAUUAGCAAUUUUUUUAAGGUAAAAAAAAAAAAAGAAUGUAGGUGUUAAUGAUUUGUAUCAAUAAUCUGCUCAGAUUCUCUCGUAGGGUUUUGAGCGUGUCACCAGCUGACGAGCACAACAUAAGAUUUUCUGUUAAUUUGAUAAUGGGGUGUGUAAGUUGCAUUACCUGGACAUUUCAUCUCUAAAAUGAUGCUGCCUCAUGUAGCCUUUGUACAGUAACUUAUGUAUGUGUCUUAUUGUCAUUGCAAACAUUCUCCUAGAACUGACAUAGAUGAUCCAAAAAAAAAAUACAGUAUUCUGAAUGUUUUGAUAUGCAUAAUGUAGGUGGAAAUAUUAUUAAUGUCACAGAGUAUUUGAUUUAAUUGGUAUCAGAUUUUGGGGGGCUUUAAAUAUGCCUUUUUGUUAAUUGCAUUUUAAACCUUGCAAGUCUGAACCAAGCAGCUGCAGUCAGGACAGACGGUAAAUAGUAAACAGCCUUUUCUCUACUUGUUCAGCUUCAAAAUUGACAAGUUGAUUGUAAGCUUACAUUAAAUUUUAAUCAAAAGUGAUGUUCCUAAUGAUCAGUCCAGUUGUGAAGACUUGGAAUGAAUCAGUGAGGACAUCUAUAUCAAUUAUCUUACAUGGAAGGAACAUCUAUGCAAACUCACCUAAAAUCCGUGAUGGAGCUGAGCUUCAGCAGCUUGAUUUGGCGUUCCGUCUGCAUGUGACCGGUUCAAUUCUCCUGCUUUCUGUGUACCACCAACAUUUCUACAAGGGCUUGUGCAUGUGUUCUUGUCAUGUGGAGGGAGUUGUGUUGAGUGUGAAGAAAACCCAACUUUCUGAGAGUCAGAGGAAAUGUUUUGGGGCGAUGAUGGUAAAUGUCUGUGCUUGCGGGCCAGGGCAGCAACAUUUUCCGGCUGGCAGGGAGUUGUGUUCCAGCUGCUGGAUGUUGUUCAUUUGAUCCACAGAGUUAACUUCAGUUCUAGUGACUGUGAAGUUGAGUUGGACAGGUGUUGAAACCUUUCCAUCUGCCUUUGGCCCACAAGAACAGAAAGAGCUCACUAUCUGAGGAGAGAGUGAGCGAGUGACUGAAAAGAAUAAAAAAUGUGUAAAUAAAGAGCAGCCGUUUUUAGAUGUCUCUAAAAGAGGCCAUAACAGUACACCAGAUUUUUACUUGUCAGAGUAUCUCCUAAAUGUUAUGGAAAAAACAAGAUGAGAUAGAUGUUAAAUUGUAAGAGAAAAAUGUAUAUUAAACAACAUUUUAGUCUUGUUGAAAUAAAGACUGCCAAUAUUUAAA